AACCUCCAACCAAACAAACUCGACCAUCACUGUCUCCCGUUCUUUUACAUUUUCUCACUCCCACUCUCUGUCCCUCUCUUCUGCCGUCGGCCGUAACCAGAAUCGCAGUCUAAUUCGGGAUCUCGGAACUCACCGGAUCUGCCAAUAUACAUAUAUUUAUAUCUCAAGAUCGCAUAAAGAUGAGUACUGGCGAGCUGCUUAAUAUCCACCCUCAAGACCUCGAAUUCCCUUUUGAAUUGAAGAAACAGAUCUCUUGUUCUCUACAGUUGUCUAAUAAGACCGACAAUUAUGUGGCUUUCAAGGUUAAGACGACGAAUCCAAAGAAGUAUUGUGUUAGGCCUAACACUGGGGUUGUCCUGCCCAGGUCUACAUGUGAUGUUAUAGUUACAAUGCAAGCCCAGAAGGAGGCACCUCCUGAUAUGCAAUGCAAGGACAAGUUCUUACUUCAAAGUGUAGUGGCAAGUCCUGGAACGACAACAAAGGAUAUAACUGCCGAGAUGUUCAAUAAGGAGGCCGGACAUCAAGUUGAAGAGUCCAAAUUGAGGGUUGUUUAUGUAGCUCCACCUCAACCACCAUCUCCAGUUCGGGAAGGAUCAGAGGAAGGUUCUUCCCCUCGGGUUUCAGUAUCAGACAAUGGUAGCUUGAAUGCUUCUGAAUUUGCACCGGCUUCAAGAUCUUAUGUCGAGCGAGUUGAGCCUCAAGAUAAUUCAUCUGAGGCAAGGGCUCUCAUUUCAAAGUUGACCGAAGAAAAGAACUCUGCCAUUCAACAGAAUAACAAGCUUCAACAGGAACUGGAGCUUCUGAGGCAUGAAGUCAGCAGAAAUCGAGGUGGUAUUUCACUCAUGUAUGUUUUUCUUGUUGGCUUGAUUGGUAUCAUUUUGGGAUACCUCGUGAAGAGGACAUGAUCAAGGGGGUAAACACUGUAUCCUUUAUGCCAUUCCGUAGAUGAGAAAAAUUAAAAUGUAGAAAGUUGAAAGCCAAAUGCUUGACUGAUAAAUCCAGGACUUUUUCUCCAUGUAUUAUUUACUGGUAACUAAGGCGUCAAGCUUAACUCUUGAGAGGAAACUUUUGUUCUUUUUAUUACCCAAUUUAUGGUGUGAGCGGGGUAACCAACUCAGAGUCUCAGAUUUGUGGCUUUUAUAAUAGUGUAUUUAUGAUGAUUAAGGGCUUUACCAAUUUAA
Molecule: messenger RNA, 1181 nt
Organism: Carica papaya (papaya)
Lineage: Eukaryota; Viridiplantae; Streptophyta; Magnoliopsida; Brassicales; Caricaceae
Gene: PVA12
Product: plant VAP homolog 12
Biological process (GO): endoplasmic reticulum membrane organization
Cellular component (GO): endoplasmic reticulum membrane; plasma membrane
Source: RefSeq, a predicted model, not a curated record